Molecule: messenger RNA, 1324 nt
Organism: Fusarium redolens
Lineage: Eukaryota; Fungi; Ascomycota; Sordariomycetes; Hypocreales; Nectriaceae
Product: ribosomal protein L22/L17
Exons: 3
Coding region: 166-1167 (333 amino acids)
Biological process (GO): translation; ribosome assembly
Cellular component (GO): ribosome; mitochondrial large ribosomal subunit
Molecular function (GO): structural constituent of ribosome
Source: RefSeq, a predicted model, not a curated record
CGAGUCACGUGCACGCCUGCCAUCGUCCGGCCUUCCGGUUGAACAACGGCGAAUUAUGCGGAAAAGAAUCUCGCCCAUUGAAACGACCCUCAAUUGCAAGAUACAUUCCGUGUGAGCGAUUCAGAGAGAGCGGUCGGUUUGCAGAGCCCGACAAUAUCUGCAACAAUGAGUCUCCGAUUUGCCGCCCGGCGGCUGGCAGUGUCAGCAAGGACCGCACACCCUGUAUCCAGUACACCAGCUCCUGUUUUCUCUGCUACUGUCGGACCCUCAGUACAACGACGGCACAAAUGGGCUUCCAAUCUCUUCAAGGGAUGGGGCAAACCCCGGAAUAAAGACGCUGGAGUUUCACCCGCACAGGACCCUACAUCUCUGCUCGACGACCCCAAGAGCCGUGAAGAAUAUUUGCAGAAGAGCAUGUACAGCGGUGUGGAGGACAACAUUUUCCAGGACGAGAUCGAAAAAGUCAGUACCGACACCACCCCCGGCGCCCCCGAGAUCGAGCAAAAGACGAAAGAGACCAUGGCCAUGGUUGUGGACCCUGAUCCUCGAAGUCGAGUGCGUUGGCAACGCAAGAAGGUUAUUCAGAUGGUUCGCCGCAAUGGCCGUCUGACAAGAGACGAGCGCAUCCAGAUGUCAGAGCGCCAACUUCUGCACAAGAGCGAGUUUAUGCCCACAAGUGUCAAGAAACUCGUAAUGUUGGCUCGUCAGAUCGCUGGAAAGAGCGUCGACGAUGCCAUUGUGCAGAUGAAGUGGUCCAAGAAGAAGAUGGCAGCCGAAAUCGGAUAUUACCUUGAGGAGGCUCGAGAUUUGGCUAUUGCACAGCGUGGUAUGGGACUCGGAAAAGUCAACAACGAGAUUUUGAAAACUCCCAAGAAGAUCCAAACAGUCGAUGGCAAAUGGAUUGAAAUUGAGGACCCUACACGAAUGUACAUCGCUCAAUCGUGGGUUGGGAGGGGUCCCUGGCGAGGAAAGAGAAUUGACUACAAGGGUCGUGGACGCAUGGGCAUCAUCAGACAUCCCAGCACAAGUCUAACGGUGUUACUCAAGGAAGAAAAGACAAGAAUACGAGAGUACGAGGAGCGUGUGGAAAAGAAGAAUAAGAAGGGACCUUGGGUGCAUCUCCCCAACCGACCAGUAUAUGGACAAAGACCAUAUUACUCGUGGUAAAACCACGACUGCCAUCUGAAAAUGGAGUUAAAAAGAGACGGAGUCUUCAAGCGUCGCCAGAGGCCACCAUGUAAUUUCUCAUAGAAACUUGUAAGAUAUGUACAGUGAAUGGGAUGUACACUUGAUCAAGACUGACAUUCACACUCCGAUGCCGACU